Messenger RNA from Elgaria multicarinata webbii, 1065 nucleotides. RefSeq names its product G protein-coupled receptor 139 (gene GPR139). The transcript is spliced from 2 exons. Gene Ontology annotation, cellular component: plasma membrane. Gene Ontology annotation, biological process: phospholipase C-activating G protein-coupled receptor signaling pathway. Gene Ontology annotation, molecular function: neuropeptide receptor activity. Lineage: Eukaryota; Metazoa; Chordata; Lepidosauria; Squamata; Anguidae. The coding region runs from base 22 to 1065 and encodes 347 amino acids. The record is from RefSeq and is a predicted model, not a curated record.
UAACCCAUCCGGAGAACGUCGAUGGAGCAAGAUUACGUCCACACGCACAACACCAGCUCUUUGCACAGCUGUGGCUUAGGAUAUGUGCCCGUCGUCUACUACAGCUUGCUUCUCUGCCUGGGGCUACCAGCUAACAUUUUGACGGUCAUCAUCCUCUCCCAGUUAGUGGCCCGGCGGCAAAAGUCCUCCUAUAAUUACCUUUUAGCUCUGGCCGCUGCUGACCUGCUGGUGCUCUUCUUCAUCGUCUUUGUGGACUUCUUGAUGGAAGACUUCAUCUUGGAAAAGCAAAUGCCAGAGAUCCUGGACAAGAUCAUCAAGGUCUUGGAGUUUUCGUCCAUCCACACGUCCAUUUGGAUUACGGUGCCGCUAACCAUCGACCGGUACAUCGCCGUCUGCCACCCUCUCAAAUAUCACAUGGUUUCUUACCCGGCUCGCACUCGAAAAGUCAUCGUAAGUGUUUAUAUAAUUUGCUUUCUGACCAGUAUCCCUUACUAUUGGUGGCCCGACAUUUGGAAAGAAGACUACACAAGUACGUUGGUGCACCAUGUCCUCAUAUGGAUCCAUUGCUUCACCAUCUACUUAGUCCCCUGCUCUAUUUUUUUCAUCUUGAAUUCAAUCAUCGUCUACAAGCUUCGUCAGAAGUGUAACUUCCGGCUGAGGGGUUAUUCCACGGGGAAAACGACGGCCAUCUUGUUUACAAUCACCUCCAUUUUCGCCAUACUUUGGGCUCCCAGGAUUAUCAUGAUAUUGUAUCACCUUUAUGUCUCGCCGAUAAACAACAGCUGGUCUGUCCACAUUGUCUCUGACGUCGCCAACAUGCUGGCGCUGUUAAACACCACCAUCAACUUCUUCCUGUACUGCUUCAUAAGCAAACGGUUCCGCACCAUGGCAGCCGCCACCCUCAAGGCCUUCUUUAAGUGUCAGAAGCAACCUGUUCAGUUCUAUACUAACCAUAACUUCUCCAUAACUAGCAGCCCCUGGAUAUCUCCUGCCAACUCUCACUGCAUCAAAAUGCUUGUUUACCAAUAUGAUAAGAAUGGAAAGCCUAUAAAAAUAUCGCCGUGA